Messenger RNA from Suillus fuscotomentosus, 1185 nucleotides. Its product is annotated as Gtr1/RagA G protein conserved region-domain-containing protein. The transcript has 4 exons. Gene Ontology annotation, biological process: cellular response to amino acid stimulus; positive regulation of TOR signaling; cellular response to starvation. Bases 150 to 1082 code for a protein of 310 amino acids. Gene Ontology annotation, cellular component: nucleus; fungal-type vacuole membrane; Gtr1-Gtr2 GTPase complex. Gene Ontology annotation, molecular function: GTPase activity; GTP binding. NCBI's taxonomy places the organism in Eukaryota, Fungi, Basidiomycota, Agaricomycetes, Boletales, Suillaceae. The record is from RefSeq and is a predicted model, not a curated record.
UGCCGACUUUUGUGGGGUGCCAAUCAUAGCGGAAGGGAUAUCAUACCAUCAACUCGCCAAGCAAUAUCGUUUCGAGAUGAAGAAGAAAGUGGGCAAAGUUCUUACGUCUGCCGCGCAGGAUAGUCAUUGUGCAACUUUAGGUGCUAUUAAUGGGAGCGUCUGGCAGUGGAAAGACUUCCAUGCGGUCCAUGAUAUUCUCCAAUAACCCAGCGUCCCUCACCUCCCGUCUUGGCGCAACAAUUGACGUCGAGCAGAAUCAUGUCCGCUUCCUGGGCGAUCUCAUCCUCAAUCUUUGGGACUGUGGUGGACAAGAUGCAUUCAUGGAUUCAUACUUGAGUACGCAACGCUCAGUCAUCUUCUCGCACGUCGGGGUCAUGAUUUAUGUCUUCGAUGUCGAGUCCCGUGAAAUGGAGAAGGAUCUAGAGUACUAUCGAGAUUGCCUGGAUGGAUUGUCGCAGUUCAGCAAGGACGCCAACGUGUUUCUCUUGGUGCACAAAAUAGACCUGGUGAGGGAUACCGAACGGAAUGCCGUCGUGCAACGCAAGGUGGCAGAACUUGAGAAAGCCAGCGGCGAGACACCAGUCAAGGUGUUUGGGACGAGUAUCUAUGAUGAAAGUCUUUACAAGGCAUGGUCAAAUAUUGUGAACACGUUAAUUCCCAACGCUCGUAACCUCUCGAAACACCUCCGUAUCUUCGCUGAAGCUUGCAGUGCGACUGAGGUGAUACUAUUUGAACGCACCACCUUCCUCGUCAUCGCAACGUCUUCGCGAACGGACUCCUCCGAUGCUUUCCCCUCCGGCCCUGUUGUCCUUCACGCACUGGAUCCAAAGCGAUAUGAAAGGACUUCAGAACUCAUCAAAGCCUUCAAACAGUCAUGCUCACGGCUCAGGGAGGAAUUUCGCUCUCUUGAAAUGGAACUGGCAGAGUUCACUGCUGUGCUUGAUGAAAUGACCAAAAAUACUUACGUGUUGGUUGUAGUCCAUGAUCCAGUUAUCGAGACAGCAGCCAUUAAGAUGAACAUCUGCAUGGCGCGCAAGAAAUUCGAAGAGCUCCAGGGAGACAGCCUUAUCUCAGAAAAGUGAACGUUCACAUUUGCAAGUUAUUAUUGGUUUCCCUUCGAUAAUUUACUACAUAUGUUUAAGUGAUGCCUAAAUAGGUGGCACAGAAAUCAGUUUGUUGGUAGCU